Messenger RNA from Oncorhynchus nerka (sockeye salmon), 6529 nucleotides. RefSeq names its product collagen alpha-2(IV) chain-like. NCBI's taxonomy places the organism in Eukaryota, Metazoa, Chordata, Actinopteri, Salmoniformes, Salmonidae. The record is from RefSeq and is a predicted model, not a curated record. Gene Ontology annotation, molecular function: extracellular matrix structural constituent conferring tensile strength. Gene Ontology annotation, biological process: glomerular basement membrane development. Bases 225 to 5318 code for a protein of 1697 amino acids. Gene Ontology annotation, cellular component: collagen trimer. The transcript has 47 exons.
AGGAGAGAGACUGCUCAUUAUCUGUAUAUUGGUGACAGAGCGACCGGGACAACUGAGAUUUUACAUCGCCGGGAUCUGGCGUGUAUACCCUCACACGCUAGACUCUUCCCCCGACAAGCGCAACAGAUCCCAGUUGUGUUCGUGGCCUGCCCGACAUGCAUUCGGGCUGCCACUAAACCUGGAGAAGAACACUAGUUGCAGUAGGAAUUCAGUUUGAAGUUCGGAUGAGUGGGGCAAUGCAGGCAACACACCAGAGACAACUGAAGAACCUGAGGUUUCUGAUUCUAUGUUUUUCGGUGGCCAUCCUAGCGUCGGGAGUUGACGCAGGUGGAAAGAAGCACAAUGGGCCAUGUGGAGGGAGAGACUGCAGCGGAGGGUGUCAAUGCUUCCCUGAGAAAGGUGCCAGAGGCCAACCUGGUCUUCUUGGUUCUCAGGGCCCCCAGGGGCCUCCAGGACGUCUAGGGGACCCAGGAGUCCAGGGAGUCCAGGGAGAGAAGGGCGACAGGGGCAGAGGAGGCUUCAUCGGCCCCAAGGGUUCUGUGGGGAUGACUGGUGUUCCUGGGUUUUCCGGGUUGGACGGUAUUCCUGGCCACCCAGGACAGGCUGGGCCUCGUGGGAAACCUGGAGCAGACGGGUGCAACGGAACACACGGAGACUCAGGGUCGGCAGGGCAACCAGGCUACGAUGGCCAGCCCGGGUAUAAUGGUCAGAUGGGCAGGAAGGGACAGAAGGGAGACACUCUGGAGCUGAGUGUGUUCAUGGAGCGCUUCAGGGGAGAUUCAGGCCAGCCUGGAUAUCCUGGAUUAGUUGGUCCUCAGGGUUACCCAGGUCGGUCUGGCUACAGAGGACUCCCGGGACCACAGGGCCCACAAGGGUAUCCUGGUCUUCCUGGGCCAAAGGGCACCAUGACCAAAGUGUUGAAAGGGGUCAAAGGAGAACCUGGUGACGCUGGAAAGCCUGGUCCCCAAGGGAACUCCACCCAUUCCCAGACCAGUCCAAUUACUGGACCCAAUGGCAUAAAGGGUGCGAAAGGGUUGAAAGGUGAUACUGGUCCUGAGGCUGACAACAAAGGAGAGACUGGUGUUAUAGGGAUGCCUGGACAACGGGGCAUCCCUGGUCGGGAUGGAGAGCAAGGACUGAGGGGGGACUUGGGAGAACCAGGACUGAGGGGCAGAGAUGGUCAAAAGGGUUCCAGAGGAGAACAAGGGGAGCUGAUUUAUCAUGAUGGUCCCUCAGGAGGGCAGGACAGAGUUGGUCCCCCUGGUCCUCCUGGACAGCUGGGUCCCCAGGGCCAGAGGGGUCUGGAGGGGGAAAAAGGUCUUCCAGGCCGCGCUGGACCUCCUGCCAGGAAGGAUCAUGAUCAACAACAAGUGGUGGAUCUGUGGGGUCCAUUCGGAGAGCCGGGGGUAAAGGGAGAGAUGGGCGAACCUGGAGAGCUAGGUAUCCCUGCCCUCAGCCCCGGACCCCCGGGUAUCAAUGGCCUGCCUGGGCUCGGGGGCCCACCCGGACCACCAGGAUCAUGGGCGGACUUCUACAAGGGAUUUUCAGGGCCGAGAGGGCGGCCCGGCUCUGCGGGAAGAAAAGGACUGAAAGGUGAUCACGGGUUGUGCGAGUGCAACAUUGUCCAUUCCCCUCCGGGCCUGCCCGGCCCUGCUGGUAGCCAAGGCGACACUGGAAAGAGUGGCGAGGUUGGUCAGCAGGGAGAGUCAGGAGAGCCAGGACCCCGAGGUGUCAUCGGACUUCCUGGGUUCCCUGGUGCCACAGGACAACCGGGUCCAAAGGGCAGGAAGGGCGACUUCAUUCAGGCCAAAGAGAAAGGAUAUGCCGGAGACCCAGGAGACCCAGGUGCGACAGGUGACCCAGGAAUGCAGGGCUUACCUGGGCCCAGUGGGAUCAAUGGAUUCCCUGGGAAUCGUGGUCCUUCAGGAGAUGCACCUGCUGGGCUCACUGGAGAAAAAGGUUAUCAGGGCCGGCCGGGUCUGCCUGGGUUGUUGGGACAGAUGGGAGAACCAGGACGGGUUCUAGGUGCAACUAAAGGGGUUCGAGGGUUGCAAGGCGAUGAUGGGGAGCGGGGUCAUGCUGGUAUCGAAGGUCGAGCUGGCGAUCCAGGAGUGUCUGGCUGUAGUCCGAGAGGAGAUGGAGAACAGAAUGACAUCACAGGUAGCUGGACUAACACCAUUUUGAUCAAGUUACUCAACUUCACGACUGGUGAUUGCGAUGCCAUACCUGGACCUCCCGGUAUACCAGGACCACCAGGACCCCACGGGUUAGAAGGUUUCCUAGGUCUCCCAGGUCAAAAAGGAUCAACAGGUCUACUUGGAGAUAACGGGGCCAAAGGAGAGAUAGGAGAUCAAGGCAGAGGAGGGUCACCUGGAUAUCCAGGUUUUAGGGGCCUCCAUGGAGACUUGGGUCAGCCCGGCUCAAAGGGUAAUUCUGGAACCCAAGGUCUGCCAGGUCAACAGGGUCGGAACGGGGAGCCAGGAGAGAAGGGACCUCACGGGGAGAUCUGGGGAGCGUCGACCGGACAACGUGGAGAAGUGGGUCUUCCUGGAGAGCAGGGACCUAAAGGGCUCAGCGGAGAGCCUGGAAACGAGGGUUACCCAGGGAUGGGUGGCAUGCCUGGUAUGAUUGGGUUCAAGGGCGACGUAGGUCCUUCAGGUCUGCAAGGGGAGCAAGGAGGACCGGGAGCUGCUGGGAAGUAUGGCUGGCCAGGUGUACCCGGAACGGCUGGUGUCCCUGGACCAACAGGAAGCACCGGACAACCAGGUUUGAGCGGAAACAGGGGUGAUCAGGGGGACCCUGGCACACCAGGGCCCAUAGGAAUAAAGGGGACACUGGGGGAGUUUGGUAGUCAGGGCGCUGAGGGAAACACCGGAGACCAGGGUGACCCCGGAGUGCCAGGACCUACAGGACACUCUGGCCUGCCAGGGUUCAAGGGUAUCAAAGGGUCUCGUGGCAUGUCAGGGUUUGGAGGAAUGCCUGGUGUGUCGGGCCUGAAGGGCUUCUCUGGACAGAAAGGAGAGACUGGCAAUCCCGGCGAAUUUGGACAGAAAGGAAACAUGGGCGACUAUGGUUCAAAGGGUGACCGUGGUCUGAGGGGUCCAGCUGGCGAGAAACCCCACAUCCCUCGUCAGAUCAUCAAAGACAUGAAGGGGACAAAGGGAGAAGAUGGAACCACAGGACAGAUCGGAUUCACUGGACCCAGAGGUCCUAAAGGUUUUCCCGGUGUUCCGGGAAUGGAGGGCUACCACGGCGUUCCCGGAGACCCCAGCGAUGAGAAGGGUUUCCAAGGCAACCCAGGCGCGCAGGGACUUCCGGGGCCAAAAGGAAUGCCUGGUCUGACAGGAUCAAACGGAAUCAGCGGCUUUCCCGGGAUGUCUGGUCACAGGGGGGAUAAAGGUAACCCCGGUGCCUACGGAUCCUCAGGAGAUCCAGGAGUGAAGGGUGUCAAAGGUGAGGGGGGUGCCGUAAUCGACAUGCCCGGAUCCACAGGACUGAGGGGGGAGGAUGGUUUCCCUGGGGUUCCAGGUCAGAAGGGCUACAUUGGGAAUCUGGGAGACAGGGGAGGUGGAGGUUUCCAUGGUAUUGAGGGCAUGAAGGGCGUGCCAGGUGAACCUGGCACAGGAGGACCUGUAGGAUCUGAUGGUCAACAAGGGUUUCCAGGCAACCAGGGUACGAAGGGAUGGCCUGGGGUCCCCGGAGAAUCAGGCACACAUGGACAACCAGGCUUCCCCGGACAGAGAGGUUUCCCGGGACUAAAGGGUAUAUUCGGACUGGAUGGGCUGAAGGGUCAGAAGGGAAUCCCUGGACUUCCAGGUCAGGAUAACUUUGGAACCCCAGGUGACCCCGGUGUUAAGGGAGCGAGGGGAGAGACAGGUAUACCCAACUCCGAGGUCGGGACACCCGGAUCGCUGGGUUUGAAGGGAGUUCAAGGACAACCAGGUGACCAGGGCCAGGUGGGACCCCCAGGGUUUCAGGGCCCCCAAGGGCCACAGGGCACCUCAGACAGACCCGGACCUUCAGGAGAACCUGGCUUCCCUGGACCCAAAGGACUGCCAGGUUUCCCUGGGCCCCGUGGUUUACCUGGUGAGCCCUCUCAAUAUGGAGAGAAGGGUUUAACUGGCCAGUAUGGCGUCACUGGAUUCCCUGGUCUGAAAGGAAAGCAGGGGGAUCAGGGACCAUCAGGAUACCAAGGACAGAGCGGAGUGUCUGGGAAGAAAGGUGUGAAGGGAGGUCAGGGGAUGAUGGGAUUUCCUGGUAGGUCUGGUUUCCAAGGAGACCGAGGUCCUUCCGGCCCAAAAGGAAGUACUGGACUCACAGGUUAUCCAGGAUUCCCAGGUAACCAGGGCCCAGCCCCACUACCCACCAGGAUGCCAGGAGAGAGGGGUGCUCCAGGUCCUCAGGGUAUCCGAGGACCGGAGGGGGUACGAGGGGAGAGCGGCCCUAUAGGACCCCCUGGAGAUCCAGGUUACUUUGGGCCCCAGGGGCAGAAGGGGAUGCCAGGGGUGGGUGGCAGACCAGGUACCCCUGGGUACCGUGGGAAUGUUGGAGGGAGGGGCCAUCUUGGUCUGCAAGGCAUGGAAGGUCACCAUGGUAACCCAGGAACUACAGGGUUGCAUGGCAUGCCGGGCCGCAGUGUGAGCGUGGGAUACCUGCUGGUGAAGCACAGCCAAUCAGAGCAGACCCCCAUGUGCCCCGUGGGCAUGUCGAAGCUGUGGGACGGCUACAGUCUGCUGUACUUCGAGGGCCAGGAGAAGGCCCACAACCAGGACCUAGGUCUGGCGGGCUCCUGCCUCCCUCGUUUCAACACCAUGCCCUUCCUGUACUGCAACCCCGGAGACGUCUGCUACUACGCCAGCCGCAACGACAAAUCCUAUUGGCUGUCCACCACCGCGCCCCUUCCCAUGAUGCCCGUGGAGGAAGGUGAUAUCAAACCGUACAUCAGCCGCUGCUCUGUGUGCGAAGCUCCGUCCGUCGCCAUCGCCGUGCACAGCCAGGAUAUUACCAUCCCACAAUGCCCUGCUGGCUGGCGCAGCUUGUGGAUUGGCUACUCCUUCCUCAUGCACACGGCAGCAGGUGACGAGGGUGGGGGUCAGUCUCUGUCGUCUCCUGGUUCCUGUCUGGAGGACUUCCGUACCACGCCCUUCAUCGAGUGUAACGGGGCCAAGGGCACCUGCCACUACUUCGCCAACAAACACAGCUUCUGGCUCACCUCCAUCGAACAGUCCUUCCAUGCAGAACCUGCCUCAGAGACCCUGAAAGCAGGCCAGCUCCUCUCACGCAUCAGCCGUUGUCAGGUCUGCAUGAAGAACCUGUGACCUGGUUUACCCUAAGAUGUCAUUUCCUGUGACCAUACCCCCCUGCCAAACACAAUUCAGGUAGUUAUUGCCUUUGGUCUUAGGCACAGAUCUAGGUUUAGCUUACCCUCCCCAAUUCUUAACUGUAGCCAUGAAGCGGAAACGCAACACUAACCUUAGAUCAGCAUCUAUGGGACAGCUUCAUCCUACUCCCCCGAACCUUGACUAGUGAGGAGUGAAGGAGUGUGUGAACGCUUCAAAUGGAGAGCAAGUAUGCGGUGUUAAGAAAUAAAUCCCUGCCAUAAAGUUAGCGAUAUGAAAUAUACAUGUAAAUGCUUUUUAAUUGUUUGUCCUAUUUGAUAUGGUGCUCUUAACUUAUUACCUCAGCUAUAAUUAUACACCAAAUAUGUUUAACUGACCAUACCAAGAACAUACAGCUGAAACAACCAAAGAUGCCCGUGUGUGUGUGUGUGUACGCACCGCUUCAGUUAUCAAAUUGAUUAAAGUGUACCGCUUCAGUUAUUACAUUUUUUUUAAAGUUUGUUUUAUUAUUCAGGUAUAAGUGCUAAUGCCACUUCACUAAUAGUGACCCUCAACCAAUUGUAAAUUAGGUUUGGUUGAUGUUUUCGCUCUUAACAUUCAGUAUUAUUCUGCUUUACAUUGUGUUCGCACAUAACAUAAGAGCCACUGUGCAAACCGUUGCCUCAGUUUGUUCGCUAUAUCAAUAUAUUUUACAGCUCUUACCCGAACGUGACAUUCACAAAUCGCUUUGAUCACAAAAUGCACUGAUUUACUUUAUAUUUAUAUCUGCUGAAUGAACUUAAUUCACUCAUAACUAAAAACUUCUUUUUUUUUACCCAUGACAUCACAUUUUCCCAGUAUACAUUGUUCAUAUGAAACAGUCAGCUCAGUCUCUGCUGGAAUCAAGCCAGCACAGAAAUGCAAACAACUCUGUCCAAAGUCUAAGCUACAAGGACUGUUUGAACAAAAUCUGGUCAGCGAUCCCUCCAGAGCAUGUAUUUGUUUAUCACAUUCUAGGUCCUAAGAAGUCUGUUGAAUUUGCCAUUAAAAUAACACCAGUUUUAUAUUGUACAUUUCCAGCCACUUCAGAUGAACGGCUUUAUUUGGCCAUUAGUUCAAUGUAAUUAUGUUGAAUACCAUUAGGUGCUAUGAAUCCAUAGAAAUGUAUUGUAAUGGUGUCAUAACUAAAAUAAAUGGUUUUGUUUGUUGAA